CGUUUGACAUCACGUGAGUAUCUGGCCAUUGGCCAAGAGCUUUCCGGGAUAUCAAGUUGACAAACAGAGCUGUCAAAUGUCCUUUUGAUUCUGUAGUAAAAGCUAGUAUCUUAUAUAUAAUAUCGCUUAUUUUAUGUAAAAUAUUUCAUUGAUGAUGAUGGAAUAGUAUACAGUACGAGCUUGAUAGCUUAAACUGCUAACAACAGACACGUUGCAAAAAAUAACUGGCUAGUAAGCUCAAUCUAGGUGCGUACCGGUGACCCAACAACUGACUAUAACCAUGGCUGCAGUUGACAGUUUUAGCCUUUUGUACAGAGAAAUUGCUCGGUCGUGGCACGACUCAUGCAAUGCUGGCGUGGAAACACUAGCCUUGGUCGGAGCGAUUUACACUGUCAGCAAAGCUGUCACCGUGGCUCGAGACUGCUGCACCUUAGUAAGAAUUCACUUCCUUCCACGAGUGGUCCCUAGUAACAAGAGACUGACUCAUCGAUUUGGUCAGUGGGCUGUUAUCUCUGGUGUUUCAGAGUCCAUAGCCAAAGCCUAUGCUGAAGAGUUGGCCAGGCAAGGUGUCAACAUAAUCCUUGUCAGCCACGACAGCACCAGCCUCAGCGACGCUGUCUUCUCCAUCUCACAGACCCACGGAGUGGAGGCUCUGUUCGUGGUGGCAGACUUCUCCAAGGGCCCUGAAGCCAGCAAGCUUGUCAGGGAAGCCCUGAGGGGGAAGGACAUAGGCUUCCUGGUGAACUGUGUGGUGGAGUUGCAGGGGCUCCCCCAGAGCCUUACGGAGCUGUCUGAGGAGAGACUGUGGGAUGCCAUCAACCGGAACAUAGCUGCCACAACGCUAAUGACUAGGCUGGUGCUGCCGGGGAUGGUGGAGAGGAAGAGGGGAGCCGUGGUCAACAUCUCAUCUGGAGCCUGCUGGAGGCCCUCGGCUGGCAGAGUUGCUCUCAUUGCCGCUACGGUCUACCAGGACAGCUUCUCCAGAGCCCUUCACCAUGAGUACAGAUGCCAGGGUAUAUUUGUCCAGAGCUUGAUGCCCUACAGAGUAGCUCCCAGCGGCCCAGGGUCCACAGCAGGGAGCUGGCUGGUGCCCCGGCCUGAGGUGUAUGCCCGCCAUGCUGUCUCCACCCUGGGCAUCUCUCGUAGGACCACGGGAUACUGGCCUCAUACACUCCAGUAUGGACUCGUGCAGUGCAUUCCAGACUGGAUUUGGGUUCUGGGAUCACGUAUGAUCAUUAGCUCAAGUUGAGACGACACCUCUCAGACUGAGAGACUGAGACUAAGAGACUGAGCAGGGCUCGCUGGACUGGAACUGUAGUUCACACAACCUGUUAUAUCAUGACUACGAAUGAAUGAGUCAUGGGUGUGAUGUUAUUCAUAGCUUGAGUUGUGAUCUUUACUUAACCUGGUAGACAAUGUACUGUAUGGUGUGACAAUAAAAAGUCCAAAUGCACUGAUUGUGUAUGUGAUGUUGUGAUGGUUGGGUUUUACAAGAGUUUAACUUGGUGUACAGUUGUUGCAACUUCUGCUGAAAGUGAAUUCUUAUAAUCAUGAUGUCUUGAUUGAUGGGUUGAAUAAGUGUUGUGUUGAGUGAGUGUUGAAUCAUGGCAUUAUUGCUGAGUGAUAGUGUGAUCACUAUGCUGGUGACAUCACUUGUCAUUAACCUAGUAUUUGCAGUAAGUUUGGAUGAUAUGAACACAUAAUGCUGUGCUUAAUGAAGCUAUUACAGAGCAAUAAAUAUACCUUACUAGUAAAUGGAAUGA
Molecule: messenger RNA, 1763 nt
Organism: Hypomesus transpacificus
Lineage: Eukaryota; Metazoa; Chordata; Actinopteri; Osmeriformes; Osmeridae
Gene: hsdl1
Product: hydroxysteroid dehydrogenase like 1
Exons: 4
Coding region: 281-1249 (322 amino acids)
Cellular component (GO): mitochondrion
Source: RefSeq, a predicted model, not a curated record